Strongylocentrotus purpuratus (purple sea urchin) is the source of this 867-nucleotide messenger RNA. RefSeq names its product plancitoxin-1. Gene Ontology annotation, biological process: apoptotic DNA fragmentation. NCBI's taxonomy places the organism in Eukaryota, Metazoa, Echinodermata, Echinoidea, Camarodonta, Strongylocentrotidae. The transcript is spliced from 4 exons. The record is from RefSeq and is a predicted model, not a curated record. Gene Ontology annotation, molecular function: deoxyribonuclease II activity. The coding region runs from base 275 to 847 and encodes 190 amino acids.
GCACUUGAAUAUCAUUAUGAUCAGUUGCGGUAUCGGUACUUGGUAUGAAAACUAAGUAAUCAAAUCAGCUAUAAAACAGCCGAACAUUUCAUUGGGGGGCUAUUGUUAUCUUUUGUGGGGAAUUUCCAGGGAAUUUCUUCCUUUAUUGGAGCCACGGCCACGAACCGUCUCUCAUUUCUUGGCGUGCAUUGUUUGAAUAUACAUGUACUCUUCUUGUUCGCGGUAUAUUAUUUGCAACAUAAUAUAGCCGGGCCCAGGAUUCUCUGCAGUGAUUAUGGCGGUGAAAAAAUAUGUGAUAGGUAUUCUGUUGUUUUCCCUGACAUCUUUGUGCCUCGUGUCGUGUCAGCUGUCUUGCAAAGAUCCUAAUGGAAACAAUGUAGAUUGGUUCAUAGUCCAGAAGCUGCCACAGAACCACGAAAGCAGCAAUCCCUUGAUUCAUGAUGGCGUCGCCCAUCUGUACAUGGACGUCCACAGUUCAUCUUUCUCUCUUUCCGACGUCUCUCUGAACGACAGUAACCAAGCAGUGGGAUAUACCUUGCAACAGAUCUAUAAAAACUACGAAAGCCAGAAUGUUUUAUACAUGAUGUAUAACGAUGCAUUUCCGAACGGAACGGAGAAACUCCCCGAAGGACAUACAAAAGGGACAAUCGCAUUUGACAACGAGUCUGGGUUUUGGCUUGUUCAUAGCGUCCCCAAGUUCCCCGAUUUCGCAAAGAAUAGUUACGUCUGGCCUGAUAACGCAUGUGAUUACGGUCAAUCCAUGCUGUGUAUCUCAAUGAAGACGGACGAGUUCGUUAAAGUCGGUAAGUAUCCCUGCCAUUCAAAACAAACGUUACUGGUAUUUUAGUUUAGGGCGGAGGCAUCGUC